GAAGCCGCCGCUUUCCGCCUGCUGCAGUUGAUAGUAUCAUCUGAGAGGCAGGGCAAGUGCCGGUUUACAUCCCAAGCUCUGCACCUUGCAUUAAGCUCAGACAGCCGCCUGCUGCGAGGACGGGGAAUUACCACGGAAAUUGUAAAGCGAAGGCGCAGGUACAGGAGGCACAGCCGUUCUUUCCUUCACCGAGGGCUGGACAGGAACUGACCACAGCAAACUUUACUGAACACUACCGCUGGACAAUGUUGGCAUCUUUAAUGUUUCACUGGGAAUGCCAUUUCUGUACAAACAACCAGAGCAGGAAGAGAACUCCAUACAACAACCCAGACGGAAUUUGAAUUCAGGGUCUUGAGGAAAAGAGCAGUGCUAAUCCAUCAGGUCUCCCUGGAAUAGAAGCUCUCAGUGCCUACCUGAACCCCGGAGGUGUCUUCAACUGUUGGGCAUCUGAGAAGGUUGAAAACGGUUGAUUGGAUUCCAUCAUUAUGAUUAGAUUUAAGUUGUUUUGAAUUGUUUAAGCUUUAGUUACAGUAGGUUGGUGUUACUCCUUUCAAAUAGUUAUUUACGGUUAUUUCAAAAGAGAUAUGUUGAAAUUUCCAGUGAGGUUCUAUUGAUUAACCACAAAUUGUCAGUGAACAGGAAAGAAUGUGAAAUCUAAAUGAUUUUUUUAGUUCAUGAACAGCCUUGAUUAAAAAAAGCAUGCAUAGCAUAAAAGUGUUUCACCUCUGUAUUUCAUUUAUAUCAAACAGAACUAUGGUAACCAUUUACUCCUGGGCAAGGUUCAAUAAUUAUGGCACUUUAUUGCUGUCACUCUUGUUACAAGGUCCAUCUUUUUUACCAUUUCCGGAUAAGUACAACAUUCACGGGGCAAGCCAACUGCCUAGUCAGACGGUGGAAACUGAGGUUGAUUUUGUUUCAUGAAAAAUUGUUUAUAGUAGAAGACAUUUAAAUUUAAACUCAUUUUGAUUUAGUUAUUUUGUAUGUAACUUAGGCAGUAAUAGCUCAAGAAAAUGCCAUCUCUAAGGAAGAAGUUAAUGUUUCUCGCAGGAUUUUCUGUCAGUUUGGGAACUUGCAUGCUAAUAUCUGCAAUAUUGGCAACUGAUUCAUGGGUUGACACUGUAGUAAACUGCAAGAAUGAAAGUGGUGAUGCAGUUGGAGAAAUGAACCUCAAAUAUGGAUUGUUUGAUGGUUGGCGUGAAAAAUCUGGCUGUCUGAUUCUGAUAGCUGACGACACGAUAAAAGUUUUGGAAUGUUUUAAAAAUGCAAACACUGAAAGAGUUAUCCACAUCCUAGUUAUCCUGUUCGUGGUGCUUGGACUGUUGUUUACGCUGCUAAGUGCCAUAGUCACCUUGUACAAUAGCAUCAGUAAUCCAUAUGAGAACAUCUGUGGGCCAGUCAGUGUUUACACCUGUAGCUCCAUAAGUUGUGUUUCAACAUUUCUGGCAAUGGUUCUGUUUGCAGUGAACACAUCAGUGAACAAUUUAUCCACACUAUUGGUGACCAAUUCAAUUCAAGGAAGCCUGGUUACAUUCGAGCUUAAGGCUGAUAAUUAUGAUUAUUCAUUUUGGCUUAUCCUGCUGUCUCUGGUUCUUAAUAUCACUACAAUUGGAAUUGUUUAUGCAUAUCAACAUGCAAAUUAUACAAGAGAAAGAGAACAGAACAGACCAACGGAAAUCGCCCCAAAGGAUGUUUUGAUGUAUUAAUUCCAGAUGACUGAUGAAGGAAGAAAAUGCUAAACAAAUAUAAUAGAGAGUAUGUGCCAGGUAAUCCGAUAAACAUUAUACUGACGAUGUGAUUAUGAUGAGUGAGAUUUGCAGAGAUAAUAUCAAAUUAUUACUCCUUUACUUCAACAUAUUCUCUCAACAUAGCAUGAUUUGUGUUCCUGACACCAAACCCUGACAAAAGUGAUCCAAAAUGGAAUUAACAAUUUUGCAAAAACACCAGUGAUUAUGCAAAAAGUACCACUCGGGAAUAAUUUUCAGGCUUUUGAAGUUGGGACAAUAAUUAUGAACUAAUAUCAGGAUAUGUGAUGGGUGAAUUGACCUAAACUUGGUCUUAAUCUGUAUAUUUAAAUGAUAACUUUCCCAUUAGAUUAGGUCUUAGAAAGGUUAUAUUUGUCUCAGAGGGAGUACAUCUUAAGUUUACAGGAAUGAUAUCCAGACUUCACAGAUAAAGUUAUGAAGAAAGAUUACACAAGUUCGGCCUAUUUUCUCCAGAAUUUAAAAGGAUUGGGGGUGACUAGAUGGAAAUUUUCAAUAUAUUAACAGGAAAAUACAGGGUAGGUAAAUACAAACUAUUUCUGCUGAUUAGAGAUUCUAGAACUGUGAACAUAGUUUAAAAAUUAGUGCCAGACUGUUCAGGAGAGAUGUUGGGAGCACUUCUACAUGCAAAGGAUGGUAGUGGUUUGGAAUUCUCUGCCACAAAUGACGGCUGAUGCUAGAUAUUUUUUUUAAAUCUGAGAUAGAUUUUUUUUUUGUUAAGCGACACUAUUAAGAGAUAUGGGCCAAAGGCAGGUAUAUGGAUUUAGGCCACAGAUCAGCCAUGAUCUUAUUGAAUGGCAGAACAGAAUGGAGGGGCUGAAUGGCCUGCUCCUGUUCCCAUGUUCCUUUUAUCUGAACUUAUCUAUACUUACAGGUUCAAGUCAUUAGUACAAUUUCAUUGUGUUCUGGGUGAAGGGAUAUCGUUGUCCUCAGCUCAAUGAUAUCUAAAUGAUUGCAGAGCAUCAAAUAUCUACAGCAAUUUCUGGAUUCCCUCAUUAUUCUUCUCAUGUAGACUCUGAGAGUUGGUGCCAAUUGCAGUGGUGGAAUGACAGCGAAUAUUCAAUAGUUUUGCCAUCUCAACUCUGGCAAAGGCAAGCCUAUUCUCAUCUUUCCUGCAUUAUAUACAUGGGAAUGCUCAGCUGAAUCUGAAGCACUCUGUCCAUGUCUUGCAAUACAAUGAGAUACAUGACCUAUGAAUAUAGGAAUUAGGAGAAGUAGAUGAUUUGGUCCCUUGAACCUGCUGCAAUCUUUAGUAAGAUCAUAGCUGAUAUGUUCACUUUUCCAACUACACAUUCUCAUCUACUUCCAAUAACCUUUGAUUUACUUGCUUAACAUCAACCUACCUUUUACUGAAUAAGUACAAGUGAAGCACAAUGGGAUGAAAACUUCACCUAACAGAUCUAUUCCCCUUUCCUUCUGCUUUGUGCGAGGGGGCAAACACAGGAAGCUCAGCUUCAUAUUGCCAUCCAUCAUCCUACGUGACAAUAAUAAAUCAAAAAAAGUAUUUACUUUGCAUGAUCAUCAUUCUCUAUGUAAGUUGACUACUGAAUAUCCAAGUACAUUUUGCAAUCUGAUUUUAACUCUGUCCCAGUGGAUGGGCUUUGAAGUGGUUUCAGAUCUCAUCACUGGCGUCAUUCUUCUGCACAUUGAUUGGAAAUACUGUUCUACAAGCAUAAUUAUAAAUCCCUUCCUCUUACUGUCAGGCAAUAAAAGUAUCAGAUUUUUAAUUGUGAAUGCAAACAGCAUGGUGAUAGCCACUGUUCACUUUGUUGCAUUAUUGUCUUUGAGUCACGAGAUUUUGGAUCAAAGUUUAAUUCUAGACACUCAAUACCAAAAAUGAACGCUGAUAAGUUUAUGUAGUACUAAGAGAAUGCUACAUUGUUGUGAUACCACUUUUUAAGUUAAAUGGCAAACAUAGGUCCUGAUUGUGUUCUCAGGUGAAUGUACAAGUUCCCACAGCAAAGAUACAUCUGAAACAGUUUGUCUCACCAUUAUCAAUGGCUAUGCUGUACCCAAAUUAGCUCCAAUCUUCCUACAUUACAGCAAUGGUUGUGCUUCAAAACUUUUUAAAGUAUUGAAACUGGACUAAUAAUACAGAAAGCCAGAUAAAUGGUGGGAUCAUAAGUUUACUGACCUUAUUCAGUCUGGCUCUGAACUACCCUUUCAAAUGGCCAAGCAAGCCACUCAGUUUGAGAGCAAUUAUGUAUUGGCAACAAAUUGCUGGCCUUUCCUGUGAUACCCACUUUCGAUAAAAGAAUAGAGAAAAAGAAAUAAAAAAUGUGCUUCAGGAUUUCCUCAGGUUGUGAAUAGUGCAAUAUAAUUGUAAGUUUUUCAUAAUGCAAGUGUCUGCAAGAUGGCUAUAUAAAACUAAAAGACCAGAGACUGAUAUAUAAUUAAAUGGUUUCUAUAUGUUAAUAUUUUUCUCGUGAGCAUAUUCAUUUCUUGCUGAGGCAUAAUUUGUUGCCCUUUCCAGUCCCCUAUCCAAGAGGCCAUUAGCAACCCGAGAGUUUCAGUAAGCCAUGAGGAUACAUUGCAAUUGAGAUGAUUUCUGGCUUACCACAUAAAAUGUGCACAGCUACACUUUCUCUAAGAGUGGGAUUUCUAGCUCAUUUGCUUGUUGUAACCCAUUAGUGCUGAGCACCUGCUGCCAAAGCUGUGAUCAGCUAAUCCAACAAGCUUUGAACUUGGCACUUUCCUGAUCUGAAUGGUUUACUCAUUUGUAAGAUAAGUUUCUGACCCGACAAUCACUUGUUGUCAUUUCUAGACAAACACAAUUAAUGAUAUAUUCUAUUAUUAAGUGUUUCUUUAGAGCAGUAGCCUCCCUACAGACACAACAUAAUUUCAUACUUUGCUGAAAACCUUGGAUCGUAGAAUCAUACAGCUCAAAUGAUUACUUUUCAGCACAUUUUGUGCUGUUGGAUGAGCUGUGAAAGAGCUAUACAAUUAGCCCCAGACUUCUACAGUUACUGGGAAACCAUUUAUUUUUAUUUAUAUAUCUGAAUCCCUUUAGAAAAUUAAGACUAAAUGUCCUGUGGCUUGUACACUGCUCAUUACUGGGAGAAUGUGAAGAAAAUAUAACUUGAAAUGUAAUGUAGGCUGCUGUUCCCCAAUAGUAUUGACAGUAUUGUUUGACUAUUAAAAAUGUGUUUAAUUUCAGAAUUGUGUAUGUAAAUUGCUUAUCAAUUCAAGAGUAAGAGAUUAGUAUAUUUUAACUCUGACAUUGAUUGAAUGUAUUAGCUAAGGAUUUUAAAGGAUGUUAGGUGAAAGUGGUUUUAUGGAGUUAGAUCACAGAUCAACCAGGAUCUCCUCGCGUAUCGAGAGGCUAUAUGGCCUGGCCUUGACUUUACAUUUUAGUGAUGUUUUCGUAUCUUUUAUUUGAUGAUAUGUGCUAUGCUGUUGUACACCUUCAUAUAAAGAAUCUUUGGUAAAGCACAGAAUACAGAGAUGUUUCCAACUGUGCACUCUCAGGUGACUGAAAGAUUAUGUGUAAAAUAAAUUAAUGAAAUAAA
This is a messenger RNA of Stegostoma tigrinum, 5269 nucleotides long. RefSeq names its product clarin-3. Lineage: Eukaryota; Metazoa; Chordata; Chondrichthyes; Orectolobiformes; Stegostomatidae. The transcript is spliced from 5 exons. The record is from RefSeq and is a predicted model, not a curated record. Bases 1011 to 1703 code for a protein of 230 amino acids.